Molecule: messenger RNA, 3198 nt
Organism: Durusdinium trenchii
Lineage: Eukaryota; Dinophyceae; Suessiales; Symbiodiniaceae
Source: the annotation of a GenBank genome assembly
AUGAUUUCGCCGUGUCAUGCGCCCGCCGAAGCUGCAGAUGAUGCUGCAGAAGCUCCAACGGCUGCAGGUCCGGGUGACCGUCCAGGAGCGCCCGCCGAGGGCGGUGCCACCGGGAGGAGGCACUGGACAGUGCGGCUUCCCUGGGCGGAGGGGCCCAAGCUGGCACGCGCUGAGGCAGCGAGCCGCGAGCCGCUUCGCACGUCCCUGGUGGUGCUGCACGUCCCGACAGAGCAGUGCGAGCUGCACGUCUCGAACUUGACAACUGGGGGAUAUUUUCGGAGGGCCCGUUUCGAAGAUGAAUGCCCAAACUACUUCACCAAUCAUCUGAACUAUUCUGAACUCAAGGCAGCCGCCCGAGCACCGGAUUCCCCGCCGCCGCCGCCGUCAGCGCUCAGUGCUGUUCCACCGCAUUCGCUCCUGGUCUUGGCGCUGGCAGACCCUGCAGGGGUGCUGGGACAUGUCGUUCUGCCAGAUGGGCAGCCGCAGGUGAGACGAAGAUCCCGAGCCAUGAGCGAGUGGCAGGAAGCGCUAGCCACUGUCCAGGUGGCCUCAGCAAACGCCUUGGAAGUCCAGCUGAGCAAUUGGAAUUCACUGCUGCGCAGCGUCGCCCGGGCCCAGUGGCGCUGGGCCUCUCAGACCUUCCAGCAGUUGCAGAUCACGUGGGCCCGGCCGACGGUCGUCUCCUACAACUGCCUUCUGAAUAUUGAUGAAUGGCAGCAGCAGAUGGCCUGCUUGCAAGAAAUGCGGAGGAAGCGUUCUUCACCCAACUUGAUCACCUUGAAUUCAGCUUUGCGACGAGUACCGUGGCAUCGAGGGUCGGAGCUGCUAGAGGGAGCACUCCGAGGCUCGCAGCUGCAACCAGACCUCAUUACUUGCAGCACUUUGGCCUCCCAGCUCUCCAACGAAGAAACCUGGCGCCGUGCGAGCUCUCAGGUCUUGGAGAUGGCGCACAAGGGCUUUGAGCUGAGCAGCGUGACCUGCAAUGCCCUCGCGAACAGCAUCCAAGUUGGUCAUUGGGCGCUUUCGGAGUCUUUGCUUUGCAGACAGCAGCUUCGGCAACUGCAGCUGGAUGUGAUCUCCUUCGCGGUGUUCAUGUCCUCGGUCAAGGCGCAAGACCACUGGACCAUGGCGCAAGAGCUCCUGGCACGAACCAGGUGGAGCGGCAUCCGGGCAGAUCACGCUUUGGGCCAUCUCUUUCUCAGGAGCUUGGAGGACCGCUGGCACCAGGCGUUGGUCUUUCUCGAAGGUGGUGAACGGCCCAGGUCAAGUGGAGUCUCCCAUGCCUUAGCGCUCGCCACCUGCGCCUCUCCCGCCGCAUGGCCCUUCGCCACCGCUCUGCUGGACGCUUUCGCGCCGACGCGCCUGGCGCCGCAGCUGGGAGCCUUCACGAGCUUGCUCGGCGGCACUCCCAAGUGGCGAAUGGUCGGACAGCUUUGGAGCCAGAUGUGCCUGGCCUCGCUGGAGCCCACCGAGCAGACCUUGAAGCUGGCGGCCGGUGCACUGGAGCCACGCUGGCGCCAGGCGCAGGCCUUCGCCGAAGGACUCCUUUUUCAGCGCCGCGCCGGACGGUGCCUGUCGCUGGGCCCUUGGCGUCGGGCGCUGCUGGAAGUGGAGGAGCCUGCUGGGCGCCCUGGGCUUUUGACAGCAUGUGGGUGGUCUAUGGCCUUAGAGAUCCUGCAGGGAUCUGAGAUGAGUGUCGAGACCAUGUCCUACAACGCGGCCAUCACCGCCUGCGAGAAAUCCUCGCGCUGGUCGACUGCACAGCAGUUGCUGCGGCAUCUCCGACACCGCGCCGGUCGGCCGCGAGGCGCGAUGUCCGCCGCGGCCGGCGCGGCCGGUGCAGCCACCAGCACCUCCUUCAAUGCCGUGGCCAGUGCCUAUGGGCCACGAUGGACACAGACGCUGGAGCUUUUGCAGAUGUUUGGCCCGCGAGCGCUGGAAGUCUCAGCUGUGACCAUCUCGGUGGCCGUCAGCAGCUGCGCCAACGGCCGCGCAUGGCAGGCGGCCGCGGCGGCCGCGACGGUGGCGAACACCGCGGUGUUCAAUGCCGUGCUCAACGGUGCCUGUUCCGCACCUGAGCACCUUCACCACGGGCGCCGCGCGCCACGCGCCUGGCGUUGGGCCCUGAGCACCUUGACCGCCAUGGCCACCAGCCACGUCUCGCAGGACGUGAUUAGUCUCAACUCGGUCAUCAGCAGUUGCGAGAAGGGCAGUCGAUGGCAUGUGGUGAUCGCCCUGCUGGAGAGGAUGCAGGGCCAACGGAUUCCUCCCGAUCUGUUCUCUUUGAAUUCAGCACUUCAGAGCUGCCGACGUGUGCGGAGGUGGGAGGUGGUUCUCCAUCUCUUUGGGUUCAUGAAGAGUUUCAGCCUCCAGCCAGACGCCCUGUCGUGGGACUUCGCAGUCUCUGUGUGCGAAGACUGCGCCCGCUCGGCGGAAGGCACCGCACUGGUGGGGUCGCUCCUCUCGAGCUGCGAGUCGCUCAGGUUCAGCCGAGAAAAGGCGAUCGUCUCGAUCGUCGCCUCGAUCGUCUCGAUCAUGAAGCUCUCGUUGGUGGUCCCAACUGAGACGGGUGGCCAGAAUGAGAUUCUGGCAAAUCCUGUGAUGGCUCCGGCAGAUCAGGUCGCUAAGGCGAUGUCGGCGGACAAGGCCGCCAAGGAAGUCACACCCUUCUGGGGCCAUAUGCCUUUGAGCAAACUGAUGACUCCAACGGGAGCGCCUCUCGGGCGGCACCGAGGACUCCGAGCGCCGCGCCGAGCGGCCGACCGGCUCAAGAAGAAUCUACCGGUGAAGAACACGUUCAUUGAUCUUGACAUCGGUCGACCGCCAUCCCUCGAGGGCUUCUUCAACGAGAGGCAGAUCCGCUCGGCGCCCGGCAGUCAAAUUGAGGAAGCGGAAGAGCCUCCGAAGGAGGUCGGUGCUCCGCCAGUGCUGUGCUUGGCCACAGCGCUCUCGCUCACAGGGAGUCUCAAGAAACCGACCUACAGCUCGGGUGCAGAAGGGCAUGGGACACGAGAAUGUCACCCUUGUGCAUUCUACUGGAAGGAGAAGGGUUGCAGCAGCGGUGCCGAGUGCAACUUUUGCCAUCUCUGCGACCCAGGUGAGAAGAAGCGCCGGCAGAAAGAGAAGCGAAUGGUUUGGCGUAGCAUUGAUCGCAUGCGGCAAGCCUUCACCGGUGCGAUGGAGCCGAGGGUCGACUGA